Messenger RNA from Manduca sexta (tobacco hornworm), 3143 nucleotides. RefSeq names its product BTB/POZ domain-containing protein KCTD3-like. Gene Ontology annotation, biological process: protein homooligomerization. The record is from RefSeq and is a predicted model, not a curated record. Gene Ontology annotation, molecular function: protein binding. NCBI's taxonomy places the organism in Eukaryota, Metazoa, Arthropoda, Insecta, Lepidoptera, Sphingidae.
UUGACAUCUUGUGAAGGUACGAACACUUCGGAAAUAAAUAAAAAUCAUAAAUGAAUUCAAGUUGAUAUUUUGCGUCUAGUACACUCGUAUAUAUUAAACUAUUUGAACAAUAGUAACAAAUGUCUAAGUACCAGGAGAUUGUAAAUUUAAACGUCGGUGGAACAAGAUUCUCAACAUCAUGGCACACACUUACAUGGGUGCCAGACACAUUUUUCACAGCCCUACUGAGUGGCCGCAUCCCCACAGUCAGAGAUGAAAAUGGGGCAAUCUUCAUAGACAGAGACCCAAACUUAUUUGGUUUGAUACUGAACUUUCUAAGGACCCGUGAUAUAGACCUUAAUGAUGUAAACAUAAGAGCUUUCCGGCAUGAAUGUGAUUACUUUGGCAUCACUCCUCUCAGUAGAAGGCUGGCAUUGUGUGAUGAGAUGAAUCACUCCUCUUGUGGUGAUGUUUUGUUCUAUGGAUACCUACCACCAUCAUUAAACACAUCCAUCAGUAACGGCAACAAUGGAAGGAACGGUAACAGUUGCUCAAGGAAGAACUCCACAGCAUCAAGCACAGAGGUACCAGUCAACAGGACACAUUCCAGGAACUCCUCGCUUGACCUGCGCACUGUCGGAAGAAUACCUUCACAGGACCAAUUAAGUCGAUGCGGUAGAGGACACUCAAGGGCCGCUUCUCUCGGCAAUGCAGACUGUCACAAAGGCCACAGACCGCCUGAAAUGAACACAUGGUCAGACAGUAUGAAAGUACAAAUAAUAAAAGCACAUCACAAUUGGAUAGCUGUUGCAUUCACACAUUAUGUCACAGGAUACAGAUUGACAGACUCAUGCGGCUGGUACGUUGUAUUCCAAUCGCCGGUCCAGGAGUCAGUUAUUGAGAGGAUAGCGUUGAACGCGAAGACUGGCGGUGGCGGCGGCGGUUCCAGCGGUAACAACUCGACCGGCACUGACGUCAUGCUCGGUAUCGCGAGCGGGCCGUUUGUGAGACUGUGGGCCUUCUCUACGCAUAGCGAGCCCACUAGGAUGACGCUCAUUGGUACGUUCAACCUCGGUGUACGCGUAGAACAUCUUCUGUUCGUGGGCCCUCAGCUAGUGGCGCUGAGCGGCGCCGCGAGUCGCAGCAAGGCCGGCGUGUGGCACACCAGCACGCAACACUGGCAGACGCAGGAUGUAGCGCAUCUCACUACGUACGACACUGCCGGCUCGUUCCUACUCCUCGGCACUGCUACGGGAGCUAUUAAUUAUAUAGAUAUGCAAAAGUUCCCACUGCGAAUGAAGGACAACGAUCUUCUCGUCACGCAACUGUACAAAGACCCUAACCAAGAACCAAUCACAGCUAUAUCUGUAUACCUCACACCAAAAACUAAUUUAUGCGGCAACUGGAUCGAGAUAGCGUACGGCACGCGCUACGGCUCCGUUCGCGUGAUCGUGCAACAUCCGGAGACGGUGGGGCACGGCCCACAACUGUUCCAGACGUUUACGGUGCAUCAGAGUCCUAUUACUAAGGUAUCUCUAUCAGAGAACUACUUGAUUUCGGUGUGCAGCGAGUACAACCACGUGCGUUCGUGGCGCGUGACGCGGUUCCGCGGCAUGAUAUCCACGCAGCCCGGCACCACGCCCAACGCCGCCUUCAAAGUGCUGGCAUUAGAGGCGCCUACUGCUCAACCACAUAACGACUGCGGUCCAUAUGGAGAACAGGAUGAAGAGCAAAUAUUCAUUCAGAAAGUCGUACCAGAUACGGAUACACUGUAUGUCCGGUUAGCUUCGAAUGGUAAAAGGGUGUGCACGAUCCGCUCAGUGGACGGGUCGGCGGUGUCGUGCUUCGUGGUGGCGGAGUGCGAGGGCGCGCUGCGGCCGCGCCGCCUGCUGCUGUGCGGCCACCGCUCCGGCGCCGCGCAGAUGUGGGACCUCACCGCGCCCAUCGACCGCGCCGCCAAGCCGCCGCCGCCCAGCGCCGCCGCCACCGGCGAAGGAGACGAAUCCCCGACAGCCGACGGCGGUCCAACCCCCGACGAGCUAGUCCGCUUGUUGUCAGCGUGCGACCUGGACGCGGCGCCCGUGCCGCAGUCGCCCAACCGGCCCAUACAGGCGCCAUGAACCUCGCCCCCCUGCCUCUGCGCCGCGCUCAUGGCUUUGUACUCAUUCGUCUUCUAAGGUACGCUCGAUAUUCGUCAUACCUAUGGCAAACGAAUUUGACAUUUUAGACGAUUGAUUCGUGACUAUGUCGUAGAUUUGACAAACUGUGAGUUGAUAUAGUGCUGCAAUUUAAAGAUGUAUAAGGAUUGCCUAUCAAGGGUGAAAGAAUCAUGCACUUCAUAUCUAUUAUACACAUGAGUAAUGAUAGAUAAUUGGACUGAGUUUUGCCAAAAUGUACUAACUACUUUAAACAACAUUUGUGGUUGGUUAUUAGUUGCAGGUGCAUUUUUCCAUUUAUUCAAAAAUGUAUGGCUUGGUUUACACAUACUUUUUUGUGAGAUCUGGGAGAUCUUGGCAUGUUUUGCUGAACAGUAAAGUAUCUCAUUUGGAUUCAUUGCAUGUUAAAUAUUAAUAACUUAUUUUUUGAUAAUUUGUGAGUUGGUUCAUUUUGGAAUAUCUGCGUCCAAUUAAUCACUAGAUUUGUUACUUCAUUGUGACACAAAAUGACCCUUUGAUGGUUAAAACGGUAGAGCCAUUUAUUUUUAAAGAAGAAGAGCCUUUGAUGCUAAAAAAUAAAUACCAUAUAACUUUCAACAUCGAUUGAUAUAGAAAAAUCAUACACAGCGAUAGUUUGACUUAUCGCUUUGUUAUGUGCAGUCUAUAAAAUAAAUAAAAAUGUCUGUAUAUCAAUUUGAUCGAAAUUAAUUGUGAAGAUUUAGAUUUGCUAGUGACCCUUAUGUGUAAAUCGUAUUGUGUGAAGUUUUAUUAGAGAUAUUUGUAGUAAGCACUUUUAUAGAGAGCGAUCAUAUUCGUGCCUUUAAAAAUUACUGUCCUUGUGUAGAUUUCAGAUUUAUGGCUACCUAAUUUAAUUUGUUUAUUUUUUAAUCACCAUGUAUUUGAUUUCGUCACAAAAUUUGUUUAUUUAAUAAUGAAUGUGGAAUGCAAUUUUCCAUUUACAUUAGAUUGUAAAUAGGUCUUGUAUAAAAUUGGAAUACUUUAGCAAAA